This is a messenger RNA of Penicillium cosmopolitanum, 222 nucleotides long. RefSeq lists its product as uncharacterized. Lineage: Eukaryota; Fungi; Ascomycota; Eurotiomycetes; Eurotiales; Aspergillaceae. Bases 1 to 222 code for a protein of 73 amino acids. The record is from RefSeq and is a predicted model, not a curated record. The transcript has a single exon.
AUGGCCGAGGGUACUCCAUCGGUCCUACCCGAUAAAAUAACGACAGAGGAAAUAAUCCACCUCAUCUACCUCGCAGCGAAUACACAGCGACUUGCAUGUAUAUGCCUCUGCCACAUGCAGCAAAAUUCCAUCUAUGCAGUGGACAAGUCUCAUGGCCCUGGCUCCACAGCAGCCCAACGGGCCGCUGAGCCAAUCGUUUGGAUCGAAGAAUAUCGCGUAUAA